GCUGUCGUUCUGUUAAAGACCACUUGAGGGCGGUGUCAUGUCUUGGUGAUAGAGAACGGGAGAAAAACUGGGCUUAGACCGUGAAUAAGACAUUAAAGUUUAUAUCUUUUUCGAAUAGAAUCCAUUAUUUUUAUUUUUCGCCAAGAAUAGAUCAGCCCAAAAUGUCAGAUAUUUGAAUAACUAUAAUGGUGCCCCUCGGAACACUUUAUCUGUGCAUUGUUUCUAAACGACAAUAGACGUGGUACAAUCGGGUGUAACAAAAUUAAAAUACCCCACCGUUGAACAUGGCAGGGUCAGAACUCCUGAAAACAUUACUGUAUACUUUGAACAAUGUACUUAACCAAGAAAAGUAUAAAGCUUUAUUGGCGGUGGUGAAAGGUUUCAGGAAUGGAGCAGUAUAUGGGGCGAAAAUUCGUGCCCCCCAUGCCCUUGUUAUGACAUUUUUGUUCAGGAGCGGGAGCUUGAAAGAAAAGCUGAAAGCCAUCUUCAAAGCAACAUACACUCACUCGCGGAAUCUUGCCUACUUCGUCUUCGUUUACAAAGGGCUUCAGGGUCUUCAAGAAAAGAUCCAGGGAAAGACCCUGCAGUCCCAGUCAUUCCUUGCAGCGUGCCUUGGGGGAUGGCUAGUGUUUGGGGACAACAAUAACAUCAACAGCCAGAUAAAUAUGUACUUACUAUCCAGGAUCCUAUUUGCUCUUUCUCGCCUGGCCGUGGAGAAAGGCUUCAUCCCUCAGCCAAAGAGAGACCCUUUCCCCAUGUUUGCCACCCUGGUGUGGGGCAUUGUCUUGUGGCUAUUCGAGUACUAUCCCCACACCCUGCAGCCAUCUCUCCAGUCCUCCAUGAAUUACCUCUACCAUGACAGCAAUGUGUGGCACGACAUCACAGACUUCCUUAUCUAUAACAAACCCAAGGCAGCAGCAGCAAACUGAGAUCUCAUCCGUUGGCUUGCACUGUGGCACUUCAAAAUGCUUGGCUACAUUUUAAGUCAUGUGAGGCCAAGUGAGUAUCAGGCUGUUCGCUAACUUUGUGGCAAUUACAGUGCUGGUAAAGAGCCCUAUUCUCCCAGGAAGUGAUUUAAUGUUUAAAUAAGCAGUAAUUCAUUAAUGAGUUAGUUUAAUUACUGUGCACUCCACUGAGUCAACCUGCACUUGAUUCGCAACGUAAGUUACAUAAUCACAAACCUGAGUCCAGCUGUGGAGGAUUAAGGAUCAGAUUGGAAGCUUUGAGAGCUUACAGUGUUUUAAAUCAGAAGGGCUAAAUAGGAAGGUGGAAAAGUACCAUUUAUCUUGUAUGUUCUAAGAAUAUUAGCAUUAGCUGUAAACAGGGGCGCAGAUAGCACUGGGGACGGGGGGGACAUGUCCCCCCCAGAUUCAUAGUGACCCUGAUCCGUCCCCACCACUCUCCCUACGUAAGGCGACAAUCAUC
Molecule: messenger RNA, 1425 nt
Organism: Clupea harengus (Atlantic herring)
Lineage: Eukaryota; Metazoa; Chordata; Actinopteri; Clupeiformes; Clupeidae
Gene: pxmp4
Product: peroxisomal membrane protein 4
Cellular component (GO): peroxisomal membrane
Source: RefSeq, a predicted model, not a curated record